UUUCGAGUACCUUCUGCGUUUUGAAUUCGGUGUGGUUCAGUCGAGCAUUUAUAUUUUUCGGCAGCAGUAACAAUUAAAACCAACGACCGAUUGGAGCGGCGUUUAACGCGCAGGAUGGCGGAAAUCAGAAGGAGUUCUCAGCCGCGGCUGCAACUAUAUAUAUUCCUCAACCUGCUGGCAACGGUGUUUGCUUCAUUUCCAGGAGGACAAGCAGGAGCAGCAGAAGGUGAAUCAAGGAUGGAUGUUCUAGGACUAACACCGGGCCAAAAAGUCCUGGCUGCAGUGCCCGCAUCAGCUUUGUUUAUCACGCAUACGCACUGUGGUCUUCGUUGGAGUACCAGGUGGAGUGGGAUUCAAGGGUGGCGAGGAUUGCGCCAGCUUGCAAUCUGCGUUCUUGUCCCUUUACCAUUCCUAUUCCGCCGAGAACCCGAAAAUAACUCAAGUGUCACUGGAUCUAAGCUUACCGUGGCGCUUCAAGAAGCUGAGAACUGAGCGACGGGGACCUUAAAACGGCAACAGGGGGUUACGAAGGCGUUUGGGGGCGUCAAAACAGUCAAGAGCAGCUGCAGCGAAACGUAGGCACUCAACCGAGCAUGAAUGCCACUGAAAUGUGGAACCUAGCUAAGCGGGAAAUUUAAUAUUUAACCGAAAUCAGUUCUCCUAAGAUACUUAUUGAAAUCGAAGUACCUAUUAACAUUAUCAGAACUCACACAUAGAGAGGAAAAAAAAAUUGAUAUGAAUACAGAUAUUAAUUGAGUUAAAAAACUUUGAAAAAGUUUGAAUUAUUGAAUUUUGCCAUUGUUGCUAGGACAACUAUAGAAUAUUGUUGUUCGAUUUUUAAAUCAAGGUAUUUAGGUAUAGUCUCACAGUGUUUUAAAGACCCUUUUAAAACUGUAAUGUUUCUAACUGAUAAACUAAGACACUCUAUUUAAGUGUUUAUAUUUUCUUUUAAUUGAACUUAAUCUUUCAUUGUCACUGGUAGCAUGUUACUACUUUUCUGUUAUCACUUGCCGAAGCUUUUUGUGUGACACUAUUAUCCGUCUUCUUCUUCAACAUUUUCUCGUCAUUCUUCUAUUUUCUCUUGUUUUUUCCGCUGCUGCUAGUCGACAAUCGCUAUAUCCGCUUGUUGCUUGUUCCAGUUCCCUUUAGACCUCCCACAGCCCCCAUGGCUUAGUCGCAUACCAUAUUCCAUACCACACCACCCAUUUCGCCCUCAGCGAAUCCUUACCGCCUGCAACGUUUCCGUUGCAGCGGGCGUUGCAAGCGGAAUUUGAUGUCGCUGGUGUCAUUUGUCACGCGUUGUCACUGCCGUCGUUUGUUUGUUUACCGAUGCGAUGCUCCUUGUUGUAGCUGCUCAUGUUGUCAGCACAGAUACUCAGGCGUACGUACACCUUGGGAAAUAUUACUUAAAUUACUCAUAAUUUAUUUUGCUUUUAAUUGCUAGCGAACUAAAACACGAAAGCGAAAUAGUAGAUUUUUUUGUUUUAUUCGUAGUUUUUAAAAUAGAAAAACAAUACAUUUUGCAUG
Messenger RNA from Drosophila elegans, 1527 nucleotides. RefSeq lists its product as uncharacterized. Lineage: Eukaryota; Metazoa; Arthropoda; Insecta; Diptera; Drosophilidae. The record is from RefSeq and is a predicted model, not a curated record. Bases 115 to 492 code for a protein of 125 amino acids. The transcript is spliced from 4 exons.